CUGGCUGAAGUUGAAGGGAUCGAGGUAUCUGAUGAAGAUGUCCAAUCAGAGGCCGACAGACUGAUCGGGUUGUCCAGCGAAGAAUCAGAGCAGGCCAACCUGGAAAACUUGCAGCAAUUCUUGGGGCUGGAUUCCACCCGCGACAGCAUUCGAUCGUCUUUGCACAGCAAACUGGUAAUGGACCGUUUGACGGACAUUGCGCUCGGGAACCUGGAAGACGAAUCAGUUGAACCAACGGAAGAAGAACGCGAGAGCGAUGUUGAUACCGAAGACGCCGAUGCAGUUGAAGCAACGGGUGUUGCCGACACCGACACCGCCAAUGAAUCCGACGACGAGCCUCAAGCCUGA
Messenger RNA from Geodia barretti, 348 nucleotides. The record is from the annotation of a GenBank genome assembly. Lineage: Eukaryota; Metazoa; Porifera; Demospongiae; Tetractinellida; Geodiidae.